AUGACUUAUCGAAUCAAGAGAACAAGGGAAAUACUUGUUGCCACAGCUAAGUCGCAUGAUCCACUGUUAGCAAAGUCACCAACUACAACUACUGCACGUGAGUCAUCUGCUAUUGAAGGACCUUUUUCUCCACCCAUUACCACUACAAAAUCUGACCAACAACCACCUAAUAGUUUAGGAUCCAUUUGGAAAAACCCUCGUGGUUCAACAUCGAGUUCAGUCAAAGAAGCAACUACAUCUGGUUAUCAGAAAAACUAUCCAGCAAAAGUUUCAUCGAAAGUCUCACCUAAUAUCCCACCUACCAUUCCACAAUCAAUUAGACCAGACUCAUCAUCGAACUCCCUUUCUACUUCUCAUAAACCAAUCGAGCAAGCUGUGAGACGAGGAAUUCAGAACCUUGAGACUGGUGCUGUUAAAACUUCAGCAAUAGCUCCAAAGAAUAAUCAAGAACGACAAAACAGUGGAAAACAAUCAGAAAAGAUCCCGAAACAAUCUAAGUCUCUACGACCAAAAGCACUUCCGGAUUGGCCUGCAGACAUAGAUUUUGACGACAAGGAGGAGGUUUUAACCAUAGAUGCUAAGGGUAAUACCACAUUAGUAAGUGGUAUUAUUCUGCCAAUUGAUGUAUGGAGUAAUAACGGCAUCCAAUACUAUGUCGAAUUCAAUGAUUUAUGCCAGCCAAUUAGGAAGGGUGAACAUAUUUUGGUUAAGUUCAUUAGUAUGAUUGCGAAGAUGGAGUCACAUUAUAUUGUCCAGUUGGGGAAAAAGAUUGGCAUGCAAUCGACAAGCAUUUUGAAAGGAAAAAUAAUUAAAGACAUAAGGGACCGUUUUCUGAUUCCUUCUGGUGCGGAAUAUGACAGCCAAGCUUUGAAGCGUGCCAAUAAAUGUUGGAGGCAGUUCAAAUACUCUCUUAAACUGAUUUAUUACAAGCCAUUGGAGAAGAAAUUGGAUGAUAUUUGUAAUAAUGUGCCACAUGGAAUUACCAGUAGUAACUUGGUUAAGUUGGUAAAAUAUUGGGAUUCGGAUUACGGGAAAACUAUGUCAACAUGCGAUAAAAAGGAAGAUGAACAUGGACAAAAAAUGAGCUUGUUAGCGCUGUAGAUUAAAACCCAUACGGGUAAAGACGGAAGAUUUCUUUCUAACACAGUCACUGAAGAUUUUGUGGAUGAUGUUAAAGCUAAGGUUGAAAAGCUGAGGAUCAUGCACCCUAAGAUGUCUGAAUAAGAGCUCGAAAAUGAAGCAUUUCAGCAAACUAUGUAUGGCAAUGAGAUUUCAGAUCGUACUGUGGGUUACGGAUUGGGGGUUAAAAAGGGGGGACAUUUUCGGAGUACGUGGUGUGUUAAGGAAUGAAGGGUAUGGAAAAGUUCAAAAGAUAAAUAUUGUGAUGGAUAGUGUUAAAGAAGAAGUGAAUGCUUUGCAUAAAAAAAUGAUACACUAUCUCAAGAAAAUGAAAAGCUGAAAGACCGGGUCGGCCACAAUAGUCUUCUACUUAAAGUACUUGUUGGACAAUUUUCUCAAAUUGUAGGUGUUAUUCGUCAAGGGAAUGCAUCUUCGGAUCUUUUUAACAAAGCAUCUGAAUUCUUAAGAAAGGCUAAGCAUCAGAUUGGAAAAGGCAAUGUAGGUGCAAC
Molecule: messenger RNA, 1628 nt
Organism: Chenopodium quinoa (quinoa)
Lineage: Eukaryota; Viridiplantae; Streptophyta; Magnoliopsida; Caryophyllales; Amaranthaceae
Exons: 8
Coding region: 1-1101 (366 amino acids)
Source: RefSeq, a predicted model, not a curated record